UAAAGAUUCACCGGAGAUAUUUGAGGUUUAUUCUUUAUCACGUUUCGUAGUUUUCUUUGCUUUCCACCAUGAAAUUGAUCAUCCUCGCUGGUAUACUGGUUGUCGCCGCUACGAGCAUGGCUCAACCUGACCAACAUCCGCAGUCCGAAUGCUGUCACUUACAGAAGUACCACUUGGGCAUAAAUUCUACGCUGAAGGAUCCCAAAAAAAAGCCGUGGCAUUCCGCCAUCCGCGUGGGCCAGAUCCUGUAUGCGACCUCUAUGCGCGCCUUCGAAGACAUUGAACGCCACAAAGAAAUCAUCUCCAAGGGCGGCACCCACAACGAAACACUGCGGAUCAUGGAUUUGACGGGCCAGAUUCUCCAUGCAGCCGGCUGCACCUGGAACGAUGUGCACGAUGUGGUGGUGCUGUUUACCGACAGCCCUGCCAACUUCACUACGACCUACGAACAAGUUAACGCUACCAUGCACGAAUUCUGCGACAGACCUGAAAACAACUGCUCUGGUUUUCCUUGGACCGCCCAUUUUCGGACUGCAAAAUCUAUGAAAGACAACGCCACCGUCGAAUUCACAGUACAGGCUAGCAACUGCGACUGGAAAGGCGAAGUGGCCGACCGUAUUGACAAGGAUAAAAGUUCACAGCCCGAAUGCUGCAGCGUAUCAGAGCACAGCGUAUCAAAGCACAUUAUGGGCCCGAAUCAUGAGCUGGAUAAGCUAAUUGAAGGCUCCAACAAGCCAUAUCAAAGCGCCGUCCGUGUCGGACAGAUCCUAUACCUGAGCUCGGUGCGCGCCCCCGAUCACGUCGUCAACGGCUUCGAAAACACCGACCGCUUGCGUAGCACGAACUUGCAAGCCGAAUGGAUCAUGCGACAGUUGCACAAUGCCCUCGAGAAUUUCGGAUGCAGGUGGUAUAAUGUUCACGAUGUGACGGUGCUGGUCACCGGGGGCCCCGACGAAUACCACCAAAUUGACACAGCCGUGAAAGAUUUCUGUAAACAACCAAUCUUCCAGUGCGCUAGUUUACCUUGGGCUGCUCAUUUGCGCACUGCUCCAUCUCUCACCGGCAAGGCCACCGUUGAAUUCACAUUGCAAGCCAGCAACUGCCAUUGGACAGAAAAGUAAGCCAGUGAUUCAUACGGUCUACGGAUAACACAAACACCUUGGCUUUCGACCAUGUACCAGCGUCGUCUGGACGUACAUCCACUAAGUUACUAAGAACACCCAUUCCGAAUGCUUUUUUCGUUGCAUGCAUCAGUUUUAAACGUUGCCAUAAGCGCCUUCUGUGUUCCCGCAUAGAUUUUGUUUCCUUUGGUUUUGCUUUCCUAAUUUUCGCACUGACUGGUGUAAUUUGCGGCAAG
Molecule: messenger RNA, 1357 nt
Organism: Paramacrobiotus metropolitanus
Lineage: Eukaryota; Metazoa; Tardigrada; Eutardigrada; Parachela; Macrobiotidae
Exons: 7
Coding region: 69-1121 (350 amino acids)
Cellular component (GO): cytosol
Molecular function (GO): deaminase activity
Source: RefSeq, a predicted model, not a curated record